AUGACUGUCUCUCCGAGCUUCUCUACCACUGAUCAAAAGGAUGAACUCGCGCUCGCAAGACUGGGGAAGAAGGCAGUGUUGAAGAGACGAUUUGGUUUUCUCUCCAUCUUAGGCUUCAGUUGCACUGUCUUGAUCACUUGGGAAGGUUCGUUAGUAUUGUUCCUCGUAGGCUUCCAGAAUGGAGGCCCUGCUGGUGUCAUCUAUGGCUACCUAGUCGUCUGGCUCGGUACUGUAUCGGUAUUCAUGGUCCUUUCUGAACUGGUCUCAAUCGCACCUACAUCUGGUGGCCAAUACCACUGGGUGUCGAUGCUUGCACCUCGGCGCUUAUCCAAGCUUCUCAGUUACAUAUCUGGAUGGCUCACACUCUGCGGAUGGCUGGCAUCUCUCGGUUCCGGUUGCUUCCUCACGGGUGGGCUGAUCCAAGGUCUCCUGAUUCUUUGUCAACCAGACACCUACAUUCCUCAGAACUGGCACGUCACAUUACUAUACUGGGCAGUCAUCCUGUUCUGCGUCUUCAUCAAUGUAGCAGCUGGUUGGCUUCUGCCUAAGUUCGAAGGAGCUUUGCUGGUCUUGCACAUCCUCGGUUUUUUCGCCAUUCUCAUUCCUCUCCUGGUUCUCGGCCCCAAGGGUGACGCCAAGGAGAUCUUCACCACUUUCGUCAACAUGGGCGGUUGGGACUCCCAGGGUCUGUCCUUCUGCAUUGGAAUGAUGGGCAGUGUGUUCGCUUUCGUUGGUGGCGAUGGCCCAAUUCAUCUAUCUGAGGAAAUCCACAACGCACAAGUAGUCGUGCCAAGGUCGAUCAUGACAGGCAUUGCCAUCAACGGAUCGCUGGGUUUCGUGAUGGUCCUUACCGUGUUGUUGCGCCUGGGUGAUAUGGACGCCGUUCUCGCGGAGAACCCCGCGUUCCCAUUCAUGGCAAUAUUCCACCAAGCAGUUCAGUCGCGAUCUGGUGCUGCCGUUCUGGCAUCUAUCGUCAUGGUCCUCACAAUCAGUGCCAACGUCGGAUUCUCAGCUUCGACUUCGCGCAUCUGCUGGGCCUUUGCAAGAGACAAAGGUCUUCCUGGGUGGCGCCACCUGAGCAAGAUCAGCGAGCGAACCUCGAUUCCAGUGACCGCCGUAGCUGUGACCAGUGUGAUCGCUUCUCUCCUGGCACUCAUUAACAUCGGAUCAACAACCGCAUUCAACGGUGUCAUCUCCGUCUCCAUCGCCGGCCUCUUCUCAUCCUACCUUCUCACCUCCUGUCUGCUUCUGUACAGGCGCUGCACCGGCGCUAUCCUCCCUAGCAGCGCAGCUUUCGACAACGGAACACCUUCUGUCACCGACGACGGCAUGGUGCGCGCAAUCUGGGGACCCUGGAGGGUACCUGGUACGCUAGGAAUUGUAAACAACGCUUUUGCUUGCGUGUAUCUUGCGUUUGUGUUCUUCUUCAGCUUUUGGCCUAGUUUUAAGGAUGUUACGGCUGCGAAUAUGAAUUGGUCGAUCCUGGUGACGGGUAGUAUUGCGCUGUUGAGCGCUGUAUACUAUCUUGCCUGGGCCAGGAAGUCGUACCGUGGUCCUGUUGUUGAGAUUAGUCCUUAA
Macroventuria anomochaeta is the source of this 1578-nucleotide messenger RNA. RefSeq names its product amino acid transporter. The record is from RefSeq and is a predicted model, not a curated record. Gene Ontology annotation, molecular function: transmembrane transporter activity. NCBI's taxonomy places the organism in Eukaryota, Fungi, Ascomycota, Dothideomycetes, Pleosporales, Didymellaceae. Gene Ontology annotation, cellular component: membrane. Gene Ontology annotation, biological process: transmembrane transport. The transcript is spliced from 5 exons. Bases 1 to 1578 code for a protein of 525 amino acids.